ACGUAGACAUUGACUUUGACAUAAAGCUAAAACCACUGUAUAUGACGUAAACUUCAAUAUCAGCUGUAAAUACAUUUAAAUUUCGAAAUUUAACUUUGCGAUAAAAUAACAAGUACUAUUAAUUAAACAAAUACAGCAACAAAAUGUCGAUUUCUCCCUUCCUACGUUCACCGUUUACUGAUAUCACCGGAGGGUUGGUAUCUCAUCAAAUGCUGGGUAAAUGCCAAAAAGAGGAAAUGCGCUACAUGGAUUGCCUGGAAGCGUAUGGUUUAGAACGCGGCCGUAGAAAAUGCGCUUACUUAAUUGAGGAUUUUCAGGAAUGUCAAACAAAAACUAAACAAUUCAAGAGAUUCAUGGCUAUGAGAAAAGAACGUGAAAGACAAAUUGCUGAAGGAACAUUAACUGGGGACAAAAAGUAUGUUACUCCCAGAAUCGAUAGUUACUAAGUGAAUUAAAAUCAUGGAUUGUAUAAUUAAUUAUGUAAUAUAGCUGUUUACUGCA
Messenger RNA from Pieris napi, 501 nucleotides. It is a transcript of the gene ND-15, whose product is annotated as NADH dehydrogenase [ubiquinone] iron-sulfur protein 5. The coding region runs from base 144 to 446 and encodes 100 amino acids. The record is from RefSeq and is a predicted model, not a curated record. Lineage: Eukaryota; Metazoa; Arthropoda; Insecta; Lepidoptera; Pieridae. The transcript has 3 exons.